AGAUGCAGAACUACAUUCUUUCACUUUCACCCGGCUAAUGCUCUAUAAAUUAGGUCAGGAUAAAGCUACCAUCCAGCACUGGAAAGGAAACUCUGUUCCCACCGUACAGUGGAGUGCACAGAGCCAGGAUGGGUCAACCGUCUCUGUUGGUUGGAGGUGUAGCGGCACUGCUAUUUCUUCAAUGCGCUUCUACCUUUAAGCUGGUUUGUUACUUUACCAACUGGGCACAGUACCGGGAAUCUUCUGCACGCUUUAUUCCUGAUGACAUUGAUCCAGGACUCUGCACCCACAUCAUUUAUGCUUUUGCCAAGAUAGAAGGAAAUCGUAUCACCCACACAGAAUGGAAUGAUGUAACAACCUAUAUGAAUAUACAUGCUCUUAAAAGAAGAAAUCCCAGUUUGAAGACCCUUAUCUCGCUUGGUGGAUAUGGCCCAGGUUCUGAAGCCUACAGAAGUGUAACUACAGAUCCUACCAGGCGCUUAGAGUUUGUGAGAUCAGUGGUACAAUUUCUUAGAACCCAUAAAUUUGAUGGCUUUGACCUUGCUUGGCACUCUUCGGAUGAAACUACUAAAAGACGUUUGUCUGAUCUGGUUCAGGAUCUCUGUAUAGCAUUUCAGAGGGAGGCUAGGAGAAAUCCAGGGACAGCAAAACCUAUCCUGAGUGUUGCAAUACCAGCAGGAAAGGAAGUCCUCGAUAAUGGCUUCGAUAUCCAACAUAUCUCAAAAUUUGCAGAUUUCUUUAACUUCAUGACCUACGACUUUCAUGCAUACUUGGAAAGUCACAGAUACACAGGCCAUGUAAGCCCUCUUUACAAGGGCAGAGUUGACACUGGAGCUUCAUCCUCUUAUAAUGUUGACGAAGCUGUGAAAUAUUUUAAGACAAAGGGUGCCCCACCUGAGAAGAUCAUCAUGGGAGUUCCCACAUAUGGGCGGAGUUUUACUCUUUCUUCAAUGUUGACUGGAGUUGGAGCCCCAGCCUCAGGUCCAGGAACACCCGGCCCUUUCACAAAAACAGAAGGAUCCCUGGCCUAUUAUGAAAUCUGUAGUUUUAAUUAUGGUGCCAAGACCGAAAGGAUUGAAGAACAAGCAGUCCCCUAUUCUCAUAAAGGAAACCAGUGGGUGGGAUAUGAAGACAAGAUAAGCCUUCAGAGCAAGGUUCGAUAUAUGAAGAAUAACCAUUUGGGAGGCAUUAUGGUUUGGACACUUGACAUGGAUGAUUUUUCAGGUUUUUUCUGCAGAGAUGGAAAAUAUCCACUACUUCGUGCUAUUAAGGAAGAGCUGAAUAAGUAAGAGCCCAUUUUUGUCACAGGAGAAUCUUAAAGGCAUGAAGAGGCUUACGCUGUUCAUCUCGGGAUGUUAUGCAGAUGAACAACUAAUCUGUGAAAAAUGUGGACACAUUUACUUGCUUCUUAAUUGUGUAUCUAAAAGCAGCCACCCACAACUAGUUUUGCUUCACUCCAUGAUGAGGGUCGUUCUACCUUUACUCAUUCAGUUGAUGUGGACCAAAGACAUCCCUUCCACCUACCUAUCCAUACUUUGCAGCAGUCUUCUGUCAUUAUUUUCUGGUGUUUUGAUCACAGUAUUCAAAAGUUAAUUCUAUUUUUACUGUCUUAAAAAUAGCAUGCACAGUAGUGUUGUUUUGUUGGUUUUUAGAUAUUUACAUAAUGUUUUCAAUAAAACUUUUCUGCUUUUUUGAA
Messenger RNA from Varanus komodoensis (Komodo dragon), 1696 nucleotides. RefSeq names its product chitinase-3-like protein 1. The record is from RefSeq and is a predicted model, not a curated record. Gene Ontology annotation, cellular component: extracellular region. Gene Ontology annotation, molecular function: chitinase activity; chitin binding. Gene Ontology annotation, biological process: chitin catabolic process; carbohydrate metabolic process. NCBI's taxonomy places the organism in Eukaryota, Metazoa, Chordata, Lepidosauria, Squamata, Varanidae. The transcript has 10 exons. Bases 129 to 1289 code for a protein of 386 amino acids.